Messenger RNA from Hibiscus syriacus, 546 nucleotides. Its product is annotated as zinc finger MYM-type protein 5-like. The transcript has a single exon. Bases 1 to 546 code for a protein of 181 amino acids. The record is from RefSeq and is a predicted model, not a curated record. Lineage: Eukaryota; Viridiplantae; Streptophyta; Magnoliopsida; Malvales; Malvaceae.
AUGAUUCGAAAAUAUCAAUCUAGAUAUAAAAAACGUCAAAAAACUAAAAGAGUAGAACAAUUAAUUCAGUCUCAAAAAGGUGCUUUGGAUAAGUUUUUUUUAAAGGAUACCCAAGUAGUAGAGGAAAAUGAUGUUAAUUCUCACUCUCAGGAAUUAAAUGGAACUAAUGUUGAUGGUGAGAAUGUUGAACAAGAGGAAAUUGUGGAUGGUGUUGUUAAUAAGGAGAAUGCCAAUAUUUCCCAUAAUUCUGAACAAAAUAUGGACCAUAAUUCUGAUCAUACUAACCGCAAUGUUGAGCAAAAUGAAUCUGUUUAUGUUGACAUAUAUGAUCCAAGAAAAUGGGAUUCUCUUGAGUCUAAAUUAAUUGACAUUUUGGCUGUAAAUGGCCCCAAAAGAGACUUGAGCAUUGUGAAAGGCCCCAAAGACAAAUUUCUUCGUAGAUUUUCUUCAACCUUUUAUACAAGAUAUUUAUCGAAUGGUGAAACUUGUGAUAGGGAAUGGCUUGUUUAUUCGAAAGAGCUCGACAAAGUGUUUUGUUUUUGUUGA